Molecule: messenger RNA, 8474 nt
Organism: Drosophila gunungcola (fruit fly)
Lineage: Eukaryota; Metazoa; Arthropoda; Insecta; Diptera; Drosophilidae
Source: RefSeq, a predicted model, not a curated record
ACGUGGCGCUACGGUUUUCUGCUCAAGGAUACGCGAAAAUCCGCUGGAGGAGAAAAACGCCGCGCGUGGUACCCGCAAAACAACAACAGCAAAAAAAAAAAAAAUAAGCACAACUGAUUCGCUCGAGUGUACUUGUGUGAAACUGAGUGUGUGUGUGUGUGUGUGUGCGGGAGUAUCUGUGUGAGUGGAUCGUUUAAUUUUAUUAGCGCGCCGCGAUGCGUCAUGAAAAUUGCAGGCAAAACACAAAUACAAUAAAUGAAAAAUUAAAUAUUAAUUAAAUUUUGCAUACGAAUCGAGCGGCGAAUGCUGCGAUUCCGCUGAUUGAAAUGUUAAAUAGAUAUUAAAAAUUGAUGGUGUAUUUCGGCCGCCCAGUCAGUCCUUUUGCCGGAUAAGUCAGACUGAGCCGUACAUACAAAUAUAUAGAUAUAUAUAAAGAAGUAUACUGGCAUCUUGGCCAUCGGGUGUGCGUGUAUAUGACUUUAUUAAAAUUGUAAAUCCCCCAACUCGCGCGUGUUCUUACACAUUGUUUGUGGACUUUGCCACCGCUCCAGAUUUCCUUCCCAUUUGCUGUUGCACUUAUCGCGAUUACCGCACGGAGCGCUCUACCUUCCACCUACAACCACAACUGCGACUACAACUGCGAAGGCAAAUGCAAAUGCCACGGCACGUCCUCGAAAAAAAAAAUUGAAAUCGAAAAAACCAUGCAACAAUUGAAGGGCAUCGCACACCUCAGUGCCACACAGCGGCAGCAACAUCAACAGCAGCAACAGCAGCGCAAAAGUUAUGCCACGGGCAAAAACUGAAAAUGAAACAACUUAAUUAGUAGUUGCAGGAGUCGAGAGCAAAAAGCCGCGCACUCCCUGAAUUCCGAAUCGGACCAGCUCAGCCCUUGGAAGUGGAUGUGGGACUGCAAGUAGAAGCUAGCACUACACAAUUUCGGGGAAUUUUUCGGCGGAGGAGCAGCCAGCUCCGGUUAAUGUGUUCGCGUGUGAGUGAGAGUGGCUGCACUUUUUCGAGAAAAUUAAAUUGAAAACAACAGCAGAAGAAGGGCGAGUAAACACUCUGAAAUACGAGACGAGCCUGCCUAUAAAUUGUUACACUUUACACAAUGGAUUUGCCAGCGAAAAGGACUUCCACAAUGCCCCUAACGACUUCCUACAACGCCAGCAUCAGACGAAGCUGCCUGGCUUUAUUCGCGGUCUUCCUGUUCGCGGCACACAUCAGCAUAACUUCCGGUCAAAUCGAUUGGGACGACGACGAUGAUCCAGUUUCAACAGUGGCCGUAGAGGCCGUCCUGGGACGCACCGCAUCCUUGCCGUGCGACAUCGAGCCGGAGGCGAAGGACGAUCGGGUGUACAUGGUGCUGUGGUUCCGUGAGAGCGCCGGCAAGCCACUUUACAGCUUCGACGUCCGAGGACGACCCUUCGAGAAGGCCCUGUACUGGUCGGAUACCAACUCAUUUGGGCCACGUGCGUAUUUCGUUACCGGACAACAGCCGGCCAAGUUAUCGGUGGACAACAUUCAGCUGGAUGACGAGGGCGUUUACCGCUGCCGCGUCGACUUUCAGAACUCGCCCACGCGUAAUCAUAGAAUUAACUUAACGGUUAUUGUUCCUCCGCAUCAAAUACUCGUGUACGAUGCCUCCGGUCGCGAUGUUGCUGGAGCUGUGGGUCCAUUGCUCGAAGGCGAUAAUAUUGUGUUGACAUGUGAAGUGCGUGGCGGUCGACCCGAGCCAACGGUGACCUGGCUGAACGGGACGCGCACCCUGGAGGCGGGCAGUGGGGUGUCCAUGGGCCGGCAUGUGACCGUCAACCGCCUGGAGGUGGCCCAAAUCUCGCGCUCCGCCCUGAACAACACGUACCGCUGUCAGGCUUCCAACACGAAGCUGGUGGCGCCCGUGGAGCGCAGCAUCCGCAUCGAAAUGUUACUCAAACCCACAUCAGUCAAUUUAACCAAUAAGUUGAAGGUCUUCGCCUCGAACACGCAGUACAAUCUCACCUGCAUUGUGGCCGGUUCGGUGCCGGACACGGAAAUCAAAUGGACGCAGAAUAAUCGGCCCUUCAAACGUGGCCUGCUGUCAACGAGCCAGGCCAAUGGCAGAGUCAUAUCCACAUUGACAUUUUAUCCACAGCCCGAGGACGACGGCACGAUGCUCAAGUGCGAGGGCUCCAACCCACGGCUACAGAACUCGGCCAUCGAGGACUCGCUCAUGAUGAAUGUCAUCUAUCCGCCUCAAGUCACCUUGUCGCUGGGCUCCACACUGCGUCCGGAUGACAUCAAGGAGGGCGACGACGUCUACUUCGAGUGCCACAUCAAGUCCAAUCCCAAGGAGCAUCGCAUAAUGUGGUCGCAUGACGGCCAACCGGUCACCCAGAAUGUGUCCUGGGGCAUCAUAAUCUCAACUCGCUCCCUGGUUCUCCAGCGAGUGGGUCGCGUCCACUCCGGCUUCUAUGCCUGUUCGGCGGCCAAUGACCGUGGGGAAACCCAGUCAGCUCCGGUCAACUUGAGAAUACGAUAUGCGCCCGUCUGCAGCAGCAGCACCAUCACCGUGAUUGGGGCCUCCUUGGAGGAGGCCGUGCCCAUUCCCUGCCGCGUCAACUCGGACCCGCCCGAAAUCGACUUCGAGUGGACCUUCUCCUCCAGCGGCGAGCACUUCGAGGUGCCCUCGGGCCACUACGCCACCAUCCAGGACCCCACCAUGACCACCACCAGCGAUGUGAGGCGCACCGUCGUCGAGUCCAACGAGACGCACUUCGAGAGCUAUGUGGAAACCGUCAGCGAACUGAUCUACACGCCCAAAGGAGAGCGGGACUACGGAACAUUGGCCUGUUACGGCCGGAAUGCCAUCGGCAAACAGUCGGAGCCGUGUGUUUUUCAAGUGGUGCCAGCUGCCAAGCCGGGGGCACUGCGAAACUGUACACUCCGGCCGUAUGUGGUGACCUCCGCCUCGCUGAACUCAUCGAAUCAGACGACAAUGCAUGCCAAUCAAAUGCUGCCCACACAAUACGGCAGACACGAGUCGAAUUACCCGCAUAUGGAGUACGUACGUGAGCGCCAUAACAGCAGUGGCAGCAACAACAAUGCCAGUGCCACUGCCCGGAACAAUGCGGCCAAUAAAAAUAUGAGGGGCAGAACGAGUGCUGGCCAGGCCAAAUCUAAUAAUAAGCAGCUCAAUCAGCAGCAGUUGCAGCGCCUCAAGAAGCGGACAUCAUUCACACCGUCGCAGACAUUGGCAGCCAUCGAGAGGCAGCGCCAGAAAAAGCAGCAACAGCAGCAACAGCAGCAACAGCAGCAACAUCAGCAGGCACAGCAGCAACACCAAGCCACUGCUGGCAAGUCCAGUGGCGAUAGCAAGCCUGAUGGAUCGCCGGUCAAGUCGCCAAAGCAGCGAAUGCGGCGUGCCAGCCAAAUCCCGCAGAGACAGCAGCAACAUCAGCUGGAUGCAGCCAGUAACAGUGGAAGUGGCAGUGGCAAUGGCAGUGGCAGCCAGUCCCGGCUUGCAGCAUCAAUAACAAGCCAGCGAAAGCCGGCAGAAUCAAAUUUAUCAAUGUCACAUGUAGGCAAAGGCAACAGCAGCAGCAACAUCAACAGAAAGAGUAACAGUAACAAUGGCAAACUGCCAGCAAAGUAUUUUAAUAAGCGACAGAAAAACAUGCACAAACAGAAGAAACGGCAGCAGCAGCAGCAGCACAAGAAAACAAACGAGUACAACAGCAAUAUAAUCCAUCAUUAUGCAACUUCGAGGAGAAGAAAACGGCUGGCACCAAAUGACAUCUUAGCAACUGUGGCGGCAGCAGCCACAUCGGCAUCAUCAUUAUCAUCCUCCUCGGCCACCUCAAUGGCAGCCGGCUCAACGGCCACGGCGGCGGUGGAAAUCGAGCAGGAUGUUGCUGCUGCUGCUGCUGCUUCUGCUCCUGCUCCUGCCAGCAGCAGCAAUAGCAACAAGCGAGCUCGCAAAUCCCUAACCAUUCUUGACAAACAGCAGAAGCAGCAGCAACAGUUGCUGCCGCCGAAUGCCCCGCAAAUCAGCAACCAGCCAGUAGCAGCAAUUAGCGGCAACAAUGUCAAGGAAGCAGCAGCAACAUCAGCACAAGCUGCAGCUGCAACAGGAGUCAAGGACAAGGCGUCGACCAAGGAGGACUCAACUAAUGACGACGGAGACGAAGACGACGACGACGAUGAUGAUGAUGAUGAUGAUGAGGCAGAGAUGGAUGCUGAAGCUGAGACUAAUGGCGACGAGGAGGAGGAGGAGGAGCAGGAAGCAGGGACAGGUGCCCACGAUGACGAAGCAGACCUGGAUGAAGACGUUGCCCAGGUGCCCCCCGAUGCCGACUACUUGGCCGACGGACCUGGCGACCUGGCGGAGUACGAGACCGUGGAGGAGGUGGACGGCCAGCCGAAGCAAGUGCCCAUGCUGUCGUUGGAAGAACAACUGGAUCUGGAGUCGCUGGAGGACAAUGUCGAGGAGGAGGAGGCCGGCGAUGACGAUGACAAUGGCAAUGGCAAUGGCGAGGUCGAUGAUAUGUACAAUGUUAGCGAUGAUGACUUUGUGGCCAGCGUGGCCCUCUCCACAUCCGACACCACAUCUCAGGGCGUCGUUCAGAGGACAACGGAAGGCCCUCGCACCAAGGAUAAGGAUAAGGAUAGGUCCACACCGACCACUGCGUCCGCUGCUGAAUGGCAGCUACCUCAUUUCGAUUACUCACGCAUGGAGUACAGUUUCAGUAACGGAGUCGUCACUCAGAGCUUGCUGGGUGGAUCGGGAGCGGGGGCGGGGGGCGUGGCCGUGGCCGGGUCUGGGUCCGGACACGACGGCUUUGUGGGCGGCGGAACCAUUAAUUUCGACAACUACGACAACAUCAUCUACUCCACCAUGGAGCUGGAGUGCAUGCCGGGCUACGAUGGCGGACUGCAGCAGCAGUUCUUCCUGGAGGCCUACGAUUCCAAGACCAAGAAACUGCGGCUCAACAUGAGCAGCACCUAUAUGGAUGUGCCGGUCUUUCGGAUCGAUCUAUCAGAUCUAAUGCCCAUGGACUACUAUCCCGAUGCCCAUCCGGCCCUGCACUUGGUCGUCUACAGCGUCAAUCAGAAGGGCCGCUCCGAGCCGAUUGUUCUCGAGAAUGUGCCCAUCAAUGAGGCGGACAAACGCUCAGAUGGUCGCAUUGGCCUCUCGAUUUUGCCCCUGGCUGCUCUUCUUGCCGGCACAUUGUUCACCGUGGGCAUUGCCGUUCUUUCCGUGGUGGUCAUCGCCGUUCGCAGACGUCGUGGCCAAGGAGCUCGCAACAUGUGCGAUGACAAGGACAAGCACCUGGGCAUGGAUGUGACGGUGACGGCGCCACUGGAAACGGGAGCUGGCCAUCAGCGGCUGGUGGUGGCCUACACCCUGAAGCAGGGCAUCGAGAAGCAGCCGGACAUAUUGAGCGCCCAGAAGAGCGCCUCGACUGGCGGUGACGCCUCGUCGCCGCUGGGAAAUCGGCCGAGUGGUUUGUUCGCCGGCGGAGGUGGGGCAUGUGGUGCAUCCGCCGCUCCCAUGACCGGCAACGCUGGCAGCCACAAAGCCACGGACUAUGAUGCGAAUCCGCCGCACCUGAACAGCCCGCCUUCGCAGUCCAGCACGCUGAAGCUGGAGAGUGACCCGGCGGCGGCGGGUGGGGGUGGCACUAGUACCCGGGGCGGCAAUGGCCCACCGCUGCUCUACGACGCCAUGCCCACGCUGAGUCGCUACGAGCAGCUGGGCCUGAGCAUGGCCAGCUACGCCGCCGGAGCAGCGGGCACAGGGGGCACGGGGGGCAGCAGCAGCACGCUCAGCUCCGCCGGCAGCACGGUGAGCAGCGCCAUGGCCGCCAACGGAGCCGCCGGCGGAGGGGGCUAUGCCGCCCACCUGCACCACACGCUGCCCCACAACUUGGCCCCGCAGCGCGGCCACGAUCCGCUCAACCUGGCCGACUACCUGACUACCAGCAGCCUCAUAGACUACGGCCUCAACAAGCCGCCCGCCGCCCACAUGACCCUGCCCAAGGGCAUGGGCAUGGGCAUGGGAUUGGGCCUGGGGAUGGGCGUAAGCGUAGGUGUGGGAAUGGGUCCUGGAGCGAGUCUGGCCAUGGGCAUGGGAAUGGGAUCCGGAAUGGCCGCCGGCACGAGCCUGUCGCCGUCGCAGCUCAACACCAUCACGCACAAGUCGGCGGCAGGACGCAACCACAUCAUCACCGACACACUGCCCGGGCCGGAGAGCUGCGUCUAAGCACUGGGCCCCCCCAGCUCAUCCCUUCAUCCCUUCAUCCUGGCAACCCGACAUCCCCACAUCCCGACAUCCCGGCAUCCAACCAAAAGACUGGCGCACAGCAGUAGCCCCAAACAACACAGCCGAAUCAAGUGACAGCGAACUACUAACUAGUCAUGUGAAGCUGCGGUCAAAUCAGUGGCGGAGAGGGUUAAUAUUAAAUGUCACUUUACAAGUUAAAUUAAUCUAUUAUGAAAAGGCUUAAGCUUCUUGAAAUGUUCUAAAUUUGUUGGUAAUCUUAGGAGUGAAACUAUUUUAUUUUACUUGUUCAAUACCUUUAAUUUUUCACAAACGAAAUCCAAUUAAAAUAGUAUUAUCUAACCUUUUAAAACUAACAAAUGACAAUGUUUUAGAAAUUUAUAUAAAUUUAAUUUCCAAACGUAAUUACUAAUAAUUUAAUUUAAAAAAUUCUGAUUUAGAGCUCGACAUUUUUUAACUAUAACCAAAACUAAUGAGAGAAUGUUUUUAAAACUCUUUGAAUCAAUUUCCAAAACCAAACGCAAACUACUACUAAUUUGACCGCACCUGUAUGUGGAAAUCCUGUUCGGCGACGUCGCUUAGAAGUAAUUAUUAGACCUAGAGGAGUAGCUAAAGUACGAAUAUGUAUAUGUAAUGCGUGUGUCUGUGUCUCCGUUCGUUUGUAAAUGUUUAAGCUAAGUGUAUCCGUAGUUGUACUUGUAUACUAUAUACUUUGACUGGUGUAAAUCGGAGCCUGCUUCCAGCGCCUUGCAUCGAGUUCAGUUGUUAAUUUAAGGGGUCCUCCCCACUAGGUGAAACUAAUCUUCCAAGCCCGCGAACUCGCCAAUAUGCUGGGGGCAGAGCUUCGCCACAAAACUCGUUGUUAAAUCUUUUCGUCCCGGCUGAAAUGUGGAGAACAUAUCCCCGAAAACAUAUCCCUUCCUGCCCAGGCCGACAACCAAGCCGCAACUAUUUGAACUGCCAUCGCAGGCCGAGAUCAAAGACAGGCCGAACCGACAAAAAGGAAAAGUUAUAUUGGACACGUCUUGCGCCAUUGCGUGCCCAGUGCUGGUCAUUAUUUAACUUUUAAACACGCGCCAAAAAGAGCAGCAGAUUUGAAUUUAAUGGUCACAGCAGCCGCUCCCCGAUCCCCGCUCCCCACUCCACGCUCCUCCAUUUUCCCCACUGCCAUUAGCAGUGGCGGCAGCCAACAAGUGAGCAAUAAAGAAAAGUUUAGAAAAAUAUGCGACGGGCAGUCCGCAGUCCGUCCCCAUUCUCGAUUAUAAGCUCACGAGCGAUUGAAUGGGUAUGGAGCACAAUAAAAGUGGAGGAGCACAAGAACUGGGCACGGAUUUGUGCGCACGAUAGCGCAAAACGAUGACAAUAAAUGGAAAAGUUUUUAAUAAGCUAAUAAAAUGAUUUAUGCGGGUCGACCCGGAUGAAAGGCACGCAGCUAGCUCCAGCCAAUGGCGAUUUGAUGAGUCCGAUUUUGGUCACUUCCGACACCCCAUUGGCGGACAUUAGCCAGUUGGACCCGGACCUGAAGCACACAACGAAUGUAUUCUUAAAUAUUAUAGACGGGACUCCUUCGGGCAGUUCAAAUAGGGGCGAAACUCUUUCGAUUAUCGUACUGUUCAAUGGCAACUGUUAUCAAGGCAUUAGCAUAUCGGAAAUUCGUAUUCAGAGCAACCAGAAUAUUGUUCUAGAAACACUAUAUCAUAGACAAGGGCUAAGCGACUAUAAGUGUUCAAACGUUUGUCAUAUCAGUUGAGCGGUUCUUUUCUAUUCAUAUAUGUACGUCUUGGAUUUCUAACGAAUUCGGUAAUCGAAAACCAAAAAUAGUUAAGCUGAAAUCAUCAAUAGCGUUUAGUGAAAUCAAUGUAAUGUCAUAAUGUUUAAAUAUAAAAGUUAUAGCGCUCCAGGCAAACUGAUAGAGCAAAUCGUAAACUUCCUGCAAGUUUACCCAUAGACAAAGGUCCCCCGCUGUAGAUAUCCAAAAACGAGUGCGAGUAGUCAACAUUUUAAAAAGAACCCAAACCUGUAGCAUCAAGCCCUUAUGUCGAAUCAGCUAAAACUAUUUUAUGAGCCUCAAAGAGGCCAACGUUGUACAUAAAAAUAUAAAUAAAUAUAAAGGCAAGCCCCAAAAACAACCGACAUAUACACUUCAUUGUAACUAACUACAUAUGUAAAAAUGCUUAAAAUAUUUGUGAUAAAGUAAUAAUGUUAAUAAUAAGAA